UUGACGCGUCAUCAGUGAGGGAAGUUUCCGAUCUUUAAGGAGAGAGUAGUUUAAACCUUGAAACCCGGAAAAAGCCCGGAUAAAACAUGGUUUAACGUGGUUUUAUUAAACUUUACCACCAUGUUGGAGCUGUGGGAGGAUUCAGCUCAUCAUGCAGUGGAGGAGACACUCGACAGGACUGGUUUUCAGCUUCUUCUUCGUCUUCUCCUAUUUCACUAAUAAGUUUGUCCUCUCUGUGUUAAAGUUUACAUAUCCAACUUUAUUUCAAGGAUGGCAGACCUUUAUCGGAGCUGUUCUUCUUCUGCUCUCUGGGAAACUGGGCUGGGUGGAGAUGAGCCGGAUCACCAGAUCAGCUGCUCUGUCCUGGCUCCCCGGUUCUCUCCUGUUUGUAGGAAAUAUUUAUGCUGGCUCACGGGCCCUGUCACACCUGGACAUUCCUUUCUUCUUCACGCUACAGAACUCUUCCCAUGUGGUCAGUUUCAUCAUUGGGAAGGUCGUCCACAGUGAGAAAAUACAGAGACUGAAACUGAUCAGCCUCUGCCUUGUUCUGCUGUCAGCCAUCAACCUGCCUCACUACGAUCCACAGUUUGACUCCAGUGGUUACUUGUGGGCUGUUGCUCACCUGUCCUGUGUCGGAGCCUACAGAGUAUUUCAGACUCACCACAAACCUACUAAUUUAAGUGAUCUUGAACAGCAGUGCAUCAAUUACCUGUUCAGCGUGCUGCUGCUCAGCGUGGCUGCUCAUCCAACAGGUGACCUGUCAGCAGCUCUCCAGUUUCCCUCUCUUCAGUCUCAUUCCUUCCACUGUGGCUGCUGUGCCAGCGCUCUGCUGGGGUUUCUGCUACUGAUGGCCACCAUCAGACUGAAGACAGGAUUAUCACUGGAACAUUUCUGGGUCUGGAUUUUUAUCUCCAAGGUCUCCACGAUGUGCCUCUCUCCGUUCAUCUUUGACAUGGACCUCAACACUCCGUCUCUGAUCUGCGUGGUCCUCAGUCAUGUUGGAGAAGCUCUGCUGGUUUAUUCAGACAGAGAAUCUCAGUCAUGACCUCUGAUCUGCCGCUGAGAUUAUUGAUGAAUUUGCACUUCACUCCCAAAGAGAUUAUUCUAUCAAAUCUUUAUUUUUCCACUUUAUUUUGACUGUUUUUCUAUUUCCGAUAAUCUGCUGACCAAAUAAAUGUUCUCUACAUCU
This is a messenger RNA of Cheilinus undulatus (humphead wrasse), 1189 nucleotides long. RefSeq names its product transmembrane protein 241-like. The coding region runs from base 152 to 1045 and encodes 297 amino acids. Gene Ontology annotation, cellular component: Golgi apparatus. NCBI's taxonomy places the organism in Eukaryota, Metazoa, Chordata, Actinopteri, Labriformes, Labridae. The transcript is spliced from 15 exons. Gene Ontology annotation, molecular function: antiporter activity. The record is from RefSeq and is a predicted model, not a curated record.